UAUCUUUAGAUUCUGAAGGUUAACCUAACGGUUCAAAGUGGUUCGUGAUGAUCGGGAGGUUGUGUGUGUUUUCUCGGUUGGCUUGUCGGAGAGCUGUUUAUAUAUUCCGAGAGUUUUGUGCUGAGGCAGAACUCUUGGUAGAAGAUGGGAGUAAAUCAAGAAGUUGUAAACCUAUACGCCCUUUAUAUUUUGAUUUUCAAGCGUCUACACAACUGGAUCCUCGCGUCUUAGAUGCCAUGUUGCCGUUUUAUAUCAGUCACUUUGGUAACCCUCAUUCACGCACACAUGAGUAUGGUUGGUAUUGCGAAGAAGCCGUUGAGAAAGCUAGAGAGAACGUAGCCAAUCAGAUAGGUGCUGACCAUAAAGAAAUCAUUUUCACCAGUGGUGCGACAGAAAGUAACAACCUAGCUGUAAAAGGUGUUGCUAAGUUUUACCACCCAAAGAAGAAGCAUAUUAUAACUACACAAAUCGAGCAUAAAUGUGUCUUGGAUUCCUGUAGAGUUUUGGAAAACAACGGGUUUGAUGUUACGUAUUUACCUGUUCAGAAAAACGGAAUUCUAGAUUUGGAGGUUCUGGAACGGUCUGUUAAGCCCGAAACGAGUUUAGUCUCUGUCAUAGCUGUUAAUAAUGAGAUAGGUGUCCUUCAGCCCAUCGAAGAAAUCGGAAGACUAUGUCGAAGUAAAGGGGUUUUCUUCCAUACUGAUGCUGCACAAGCUUUCGGAAAAGUGCCAAUUGACGUCAAUGCUAUGAAUAUUGAUCUCAUGUCCAUUAGUGGUCACAAGAUAUAUGGUCCUCAGGGGAUUGGUGCUCUCUACGUACGUCGUCGACCCAGGGUUCGAUUAGAAGCUCAGCAAAAUGGAGGUGGACAGGAACGUGGGCUAAGAUCUGGUACUCUUCCUACGGCUUUAGUUGUUGGCUUAGGUGAAGCAAGCCGUUUGGCCAGUGAGGAAAUGAAAUGUUAUUCAUUUUGUUUCUUUUAUUAGGCUGAGAUCUUGCUUUUCAAUAUCAGUUUUUCCAAUACCUUUUAAAGGUUUCUGUCACUCAGUUAAUUUAUCAUGAUUAACGUAAGUCACCCUAGUAUUGGUGAUACAAUUUCAUGUAAUUCUACCUAACACUAACACUGAGAUACUUUUGUAAAUGACUUUCGAAGUAUUAAUGAGAUUUUCAGACACCCCUCUUUAAGAUAGCUCCCAACCACGGCCGUGUCCAACUAUUCAAGACCAGUCAUGUCAUCCGGAAAACAGUGAUUGUCAGCUUGAAAUAUCCAAAGUGGUUAAGGGUUUGAUGGAGUGUGAAAAGUGUUCAAUAAACCCACAACCUGAACAAAAACCAGUCCAUUUCCUGCGAAUCAGUUUUUGUUGCGUCCAGCACACUGGGAAGUGCAAUAAGAGACACAAUUUUGGACUCAUCUAUCAAAAAAUUACUUUAGUGUCUAUCACCUUUAUUUUCUAAGCUGUUUUUUGGAAAUUUACACGAUAGUCGUCUCACUUUAGAAUAACCUAAUACAGUUUGCCAUAUCUUCUAAAUUAUCUGAAUGCUAUUUAAAUCAUAUGUUUUUGGGGGAUUUUAGUAGUUGAUGUUCCUUCCAAACUUUCGAUUCGUUAUAGAUAUCGAAAUUCACUGGAUAGUGAGCACAUGGAUAGAUUGAUCAAAAUUCGUCAUAACAUAGGACAGUUAAGAUGUCUUUUAAAUUGUUUCAUUUUGCUCUGUGUAGAUUUUCAAAGAAUGAUAGUUAGAGUGUUAUUAAUUUCGUAUUUUUCACUGACAUGAGUCUUUCCGCUAGUGGAUGAGAAUUGUGUUAUAUUCUUACAAUAAAUAGAUACAACUUUUUUUAACAUCAGUGUUUUUGACCGUUGCGAAGUCUCCACCACUGUUUUUUAGGAGAAUUUAAGUGUUUGACUAUCGGAACUAAUGUGAAGCCGAAAGACAGCUUCUUGUGUUGUAUUGGGGCUCGUGCAUUCGGGCCAUCUAUUGUAGGAGCAGUUGUAUUUUAUUUAUUUAUUAUUUAUUUGAACACAUAAAUAUUGGUACAAGAAUGCGCCAAAUAUGUAUGCGCCACACAAAACAUUGUUUUGUGCAGUUGUAUUCUCUAGUCCGAUUAUUGAUUUAUUCACCUAGAUUGCCUUUAUAGGACUAAUUACUUGUUAGUCAUCGACACAAUGAUCUUUCUUCGACUAUUUCCUCAAUGACAGUGAGAUAACAACCGAGAUGAAUAAUUAACGCUUAUUGGUCUAGGAUACUGUUUUCUAUGCUCACUUACCCGAUAGCUAGAAUAGAACAAGGUAGAUAAAUCACUGUAGAGUUCGAUUCAUAGCUCAAAGUAGCGUGAUAGCAUGCAUUAAUUUUCACUGCAGAUCAGCAUAAAUAAGGAAGCACAAUAUGUGCAUAACUACCCCUUAAGUGCAAUAGAACUAAGUAUUAGGUCCAUAAUUAUUUCACCAUAAAUUUAGUAAGGUAAACAAAGGACUAUAACUGAUGUGCCACAUAAAAGCUUACAACCAGGAUAAUAUUAAGUACUAUCAUCCAAGCGUCUAAUAAUCAUGCAAUAAAAACAUAAACGAUAGUCCUUUAUAGGAGUCCCCAAAGUUCUACCUUCACAAUAUUCCCUUUAUUAUUAGCAGAAACAUGAAAUAUGUUCAUUACAUACUUGGUCGAAGUUAGAAUAGUGGAAUAUAUAUCCCAAAAGAGUCUUCAUCCCUGCUCGCAAUCUCACCAUCGAUAACUAAUUUCAGUAUUAUGACUUGAUCAGAAGUUGUUGCUUGCGCAUAUUAUAAUGUGCGCAACUCUGUUAACCAGCACAGUAUCAUAAAGUACGCAUUGGCAAUCCCAACGGACUGUCUUAUGUACAUUGUAAGCCUCAAGCUAGUACUACAAUAUUAUGUCUUUCCACUUAUUGUAUUUCAUAUCGUUCAUCCAGGUAAAUAACACUUAUUCUCGACUGGUCAUAAUAUGUAGUCCAGUUGACUUUGAGUCUUUCUAAAGUAUCACUAAUGCAGUAAUCUGACAUGUUUCUGGUCGUAAUUGGUUUCUUCUGUGCUGUAUAAGCUGUACAAUUAUGCAGUGUGGAUAGGUCAAUUUUAUUUUCUGUGUGAUAAUUCAUAUUAUUAUGGAUCGCAGCAAAUAUGAUGUACUCAUUUGGUAUUUUUAUUUUUAUCCCAUGGGAUUGUAAGUGUAUAACUUUGUUUAGAGUCACAUGAACUCAUAGUAAUAAAACAUUAGGGAAACUUUAAAGAUAAUAAUAUGAAAUUGUUUUUAGGAUUAAAAACGUUAAUAUUAAUUGCAUGCGAUAUAAGUAGCACUGUUCAUGUCAUGUGAAGAAUACUCUCUAUUGAAUGGACUUUGGAAUCUAAUAUUAGUUAAAUCUUUAGAUAACUUGUCCUACUCUGACUAAAAAAUGCUCUAUUUCCGGAAGAACAUUUACGAAUGUAUCAGAGCGACAUAUUAAUGUUCACUUUUGCUUAAUUUUACCCAUCUUCCACCUGAAUAAUUAGUUCAGUGGCAGAACUGGAUAAUUUCUACUUUUUCUCAAUAGUAUUUUCUUAUGUCUGAAAUGAACAAUGUAAGUAGACGAGGAUAAGUCAACUCAACUAUAUUAACAAACACAAUUUUAUGUACAGCUUUUGAAAACAUUUCCGUCCAUAGUAAUUAUCUAUUCAACUUUUUAUCUGUUUUUCACUUACUAACCUUUUUUGUACUGUGUUAUUAGUAACUAAAACCUGUCUUUUCGGAUAUCCAUCAUUUUUUCAAAACAUAAAUUCACUGAUACAAAGUUGUGCUUGCUUUUACAAAUCAAUACAGGAUGAUUAUGAACAUGUUUCCAUG
Messenger RNA from Schistosoma bovis, 3822 nucleotides. Lineage: Eukaryota; Metazoa; Platyhelminthes; Trematoda; Strigeidida; Schistosomatidae. The record is from the annotation of a GenBank genome assembly.